GCUAUGUGAUGCUGUUACUGCCAUUUCAUCAGCGGAUUUUCACAAACAUCUCCAUCUUUAAACAUGAAAUUGCUAUGAAAUUAAACCAUCGACAAGUUGUAAGGACGGCCGUUAGCCAAUUUUACAUCAAACUUGCCAUCACAGUAACAGUUCCCUGUGUAGAAUAAAAUAAUACAAAAGGAUACUAGGACAAGGCCUAUUUGCGUAUCACUGCUUGGGGUAAAACAGUGUUUGACUAGGCCUCCUGAGAUCACUGUUUCCGAGAGCAUCUUCGAUAUACGAGAUUUCUCAAGAACAUGGGAUUUGCUAUUUACAGCCGUUGAUCGCUCAUCUAACAAGAUUCUAUGAGAGAUGGAAGCGAUAUGGCUGUACCAGUUUCGACUCAUCGUCAUUGGGGACUCGACAGUAGGAAAGUCGUGCCUGAUCCGGCGAUUCACAGAGGGACGCUUUGCGCAUGUGUCCGACCCCACAGUCGGUGUAGACUUCUUCUCACGCCUAGUGGAGAUAGAACCAGGCAAACGCAUUAAACUUCAAAUCUGGGACACAGCCGGACAAGAGCGAUUCAGGUCUAUUACCAGGGCUUAUUACCGUAACUCUGUUGGGGGGCUGCUGCUGUUCGACAUCACCAACCGUCGCUCCUUCCAGAAUGUGCAUGAGUGGCUGGAGGAGGCCCGGAGUCACGUCCAGCCUCACAGCAUCGUAUUUCUGUUGGUGGGCCACAAGUGCGACCUGGAGCCCCAGAGGCAGGUGAGCCAGCAAGAGGCGGAGAAGCUGGCAGGUACCUAUGGUAUGCGCUACGUGGAGACAUCAGCUCGCGACGCCAUCAACGUGGAAAAGGCCUUCACUGAGCUAACGCGGGACAUCUUUGAGCUCGUGAAGAGCGGUGACAUCAACAUCCAGGAGGGUUGGGAGGGGGUGAAGAGUGGCUUGGUGCCCAACGUGGUGCACUCCUCAGAAGAGGUCACCAAGAGUGGCCGGCGGUGCCUCUGCUGAUUAGCCUGUCUGUCUAGUUGGCUUCACUCAACCCAGCCCAUGCAGUCCUGUUACAUUAUGUCCCACUAGCUCGCAAUCUUGUCACAUAUAUAUAUCUCUCUCACUCCCAUUCUGAGUACUGGAAGGCCAUUCCCGCUCUAGUCUACCACUGAAUAAAACAUGAAUACAGCUACUUUCCACAGUAACCUUCCUGGCGUCUCUGUCUUACCUGUUACAGGCACUUGAAAGACAAGAAAUGGCCUGUUUUAUGAUUUCAUUGUCCUCCCUGUAUUUAUGCUUCAUCUUGUGCCCCACAGAAGGAACACACCUCAAACUUUACACGUCUGUUCUGUGUUCUGGAGUCUGGGGAACUCACACAACUAUCGGGGGGGGGGAGGGUGUUCAAUACAGGGGGAAACACCAAAUCUAUCACAGCUUAUUCCACCUUGGCUAUGGAAAGAACCAGAAAGCGUGUGUUGUAUUACUGGCUGUGUGCAAUGCUUCCUGCUUUUGGUGCGAGACUGAUGACACCCCCAGACACAUGAACAACCAAGAACACAAUAGUGUAUUGCCAUCAUCCUUUUCAUCACAGAUGGAACCAAAGCUUGCGUGGACUGAAUCAGUUCUACAUGAGUAUCAACAGGGAAUUUGCACAGUUGAGUGUUGGGUAGGCUGCACUGUGCGAUGCCUAACAUCAAUGUUUUUCAUUUGCCGUUUUCUUCAUCGUUGCUCAUAUUAAAUGCACAGUUGGGGACACAA
Oncorhynchus mykiss (rainbow trout) is the source of this 1731-nucleotide messenger RNA. Its product is annotated as ras-related protein Rab-39B. The record is from RefSeq and is a predicted model, not a curated record. Gene Ontology annotation, biological process: Rab protein signal transduction. Lineage: Eukaryota; Metazoa; Chordata; Actinopteri; Salmoniformes; Salmonidae. Gene Ontology annotation, molecular function: GTPase activity; GTP binding.